Molecule: messenger RNA, 772 nt
Organism: Nicotiana attenuata
Lineage: Eukaryota; Viridiplantae; Streptophyta; Magnoliopsida; Solanales; Solanaceae
Exons: 2
Biological process (GO): DNA integration
Molecular function (GO): nucleic acid binding
Source: RefSeq, a predicted model, not a curated record
AUGGAUUUUGUCACCGGGCUACCACGAACCCUUAAAGGUUAUGACUCAGUAUGGGUGAUUGUAGAUCGACUAACGAAAUCAACACACUUUUUGCCGGUGAAGACUACAUAUGGUGGAGUCAGAUAUGCACAGAUAUUUAUGAACGAAAUUGUCCGACUUCACGGAGUACCAGUAUCCAUCAUCUCUGAUAGAGGAUCACAGUUCACUUCACGUUUUUGGAAAUGUUUUCAAGAAGCAUUAGUACAAGAAGCUCUGGACAAGGUCCAGUCGAUCAGACAGAGAUUGCUUACAGCUCAAAGUAGACAAAAGUCUUAUGCUGAUAAGAGAAGAAGAGAAUUAGUGUUCACAAUUGGAGACAAAGUGUUCCUACGAGUCUCCCCUAUGAAAGGUGUAAUGCGGUUUGGGAAAAGAGGCAAGUUGAGCCCCCGGUUUAUAAGACCGUAUGAGAUAUUAGACCAAGUGGGAGCGGUGGCAUAUCGUUUGGCACUUCCUCCUGAGUUGUCCUUUAUUCAUCCAGUGUUUCACGCCUCAAUGCUAAGAAAAUAUAUAUCAGACUCAUCUCAGGUGAUUGAAGCACCUGCUAUACCGCUUGAUGAAAAGAUGUCUUACGAGGAGGAGCCGAUGGCAAUUGUUGAUAGGCAAGUAACAAAGCUAGGGUCAAAAGAAAUUGAAUUUGUAAAAGUCUUAUGGCAAAAUCAUACAGUUGAAGAAGCUACUUGGGAACUAGAAAAAGAUAUGCAAGCGAAGUAUCCCCAUUUGUUUCAGUCUACAG